AGGAAGAUGAUGGCCCGCUUUGCGGGGUGCCUGCUCGCCGUCGUGGGCCUGCGCGGUGCCACGGCGUCGUCGCCGAGAGGUGCAGCCUUCGCCAACACCGGUGCGCUGCUCCAGACUUGGAACGCUGCGCUGGAAGGCACAGGCAGUCGCGGCGCUGCCCGGGAAACCCCGGUCACCCGCGUGGUGGGCCUUCUGAAAGACAUGUCGAAGACCCUGCAGGCCGAGGCGGACGAGGACGAGAAGCUGUACGAGAAGCUGAAGUGCUGGUGCGAGAGUAACUCGUGGGAGAAGGGCAACGCGGUGGAGGCCUCCAAGGAGAAGGUCGAGCAGCUGAAGGCUGACAUCGAGAGCCUCACUGCGAAGGAGGGCGGACUCACUGCUACCAUCGCUGACGUGAAGGCCAAGACGGAGAACGACAAGAAAGCCCUUGCGGACGCCAUCGCGAUUCGCGAGAAGCAGAAGGAGGAGUUCCACGGCAUGGAGGUGGACAGCAUCCAGGCUCUCGAAAACUUAAAGGCUGCGAUCACGGUCUUGGCCAAGCACCAGGGCAUCGACAACAGCCACCCUGGGCAGAUGGAAGGGGCGUCGCUGCCGCAGCUGUCCGUGUUCUCACUCCUGGGCACGUCCGCUCGCGGCAAGAAGGGGCGGUGGUCUGCCGACCGCAACGACCAGGAGAUGGAACGCAACCUCGACGACUUCAUGCGCCGGAGGGGAUGUGGACGCGAGGGGAUGGGGGAAGACGCG
Molecule: messenger RNA, 744 nt
Organism: Prorocentrum cordatum
Lineage: Eukaryota; Dinophyceae; Prorocentrales; Prorocentraceae
Source: the annotation of a GenBank genome assembly